AUGCACUCACCCACCCGUGCCCCCCAUGAAUCGGCUGUCUCCCUCCAACGUGCUACCUGCACAGGUAUUCGCGUUCGUUCGCCCGCCGAUGCUCGGGUCAUUUUCCACUCCGUUUAUCUCAACAUCCUCCCCAUCGUCACCCGCCGACUCGACACUGAAGAAAGAAACACUAUUACACCUGGUUCGGUGUAUGUGUGGGAGGAAAGAGGCCCCCAUGCGGAAGCGACUGGUUUAGGGAUAGAAAGAUGGACAGAUGGAAUACGAUGGGGCCCAUCAAGAGUCCGCGAUGGUUUUCUCUUUUACCACGAGAAAGAAACACGACACAUCGAUGCCGAGAACAUAUACGGCGCAACCCCAAUAUCACAAAUGCGACACGAACCUAGUCGCGGGCUGAUAAAGCAAACCUACUCCGUUUACGUCGAUACAACAAGCGGGAGAAAGAAGUGGCAUCUCAUCGCUUACUUCACUGAAGAAUCGCUGGAGUACUUGCGGACUGUGAAUGACUUACCCCAUCUCGCAUCAUUACUUGUACCUCAAGGAAGGUACAAGAGCGCACGCACAGCUAAAGGAAGAAUCCGCGACCAGGUCGAGGACGACUAUACACCUUCAUCAGGAUCACAGCUUCCACCUAUCAAUUCACCAAUAUCAGACACACAGGAGAAGAUUUUCACCGAUGCCAGAAGACCGUCCUUACCUCACCCGAGAAACGAAUAUCCUCGUGUCGUGUCGGAGCGACAAUCGCCGCCGACUCCUUCUACUCCAAAAGAUCUGGCGCCUCUGGCAUACCUUGAGAACAUUGCUCCUCGGCCUCGACACCCUGUCGAUGAGAAGCUCCUGAUGAUGUUCAUUCCGAAUCUACAUUAG
Messenger RNA from Pleurotus ostreatus (oyster mushroom), 864 nucleotides. RefSeq lists its product as uncharacterized. The transcript is spliced from 6 exons. NCBI's taxonomy places the organism in Eukaryota, Fungi, Basidiomycota, Agaricomycetes, Agaricales, Pleurotaceae. The record is from RefSeq and is a predicted model, not a curated record. The coding region runs from base 1 to 864 and encodes 287 amino acids. Gene Ontology annotation, molecular function: DNA binding.